Molecule: messenger RNA, 1759 nt
Organism: Clupea harengus (Atlantic herring)
Lineage: Eukaryota; Metazoa; Chordata; Actinopteri; Clupeiformes; Clupeidae
Gene: dmrt3a
Product: doublesex and mab-3 related transcription factor 3a
Biological process (GO): regulation of transcription by RNA polymerase II; male sex differentiation
Cellular component (GO): nucleus
Molecular function (GO): DNA-binding transcription factor activity, RNA polymerase II-specific; protein binding; RNA polymerase II cis-regulatory region sequence-specific DNA binding
Source: RefSeq, a predicted model, not a curated record
AUGAAUGGCUACGGAUCACCCUACCUCUACAUGGGGGGCCCGGUGUCUCAGCCCCGCGCGCCCCUCCAGAGGACGCCCAAGUGCGCUCGCUGCCGGAACCACGGCGUGCUCUCUUGGCUCAAGGGACACAAGCGCUACUGUCGCUUCAAGGACUGUACCUGCGAGAAAUGCAUACUGAUAAUCGAGAGGCAGAGAGUGAUGGCGGCGCAGGUGGCGCUUCGUAGACAGCAGGCGAAUGAGAGUUUGGAGAGUCUCAUCCCGGAGUCCCUGAGAGUGAUGCCCGGCAUGGCCGUGGCCGGAGGUGGAGAGGGCACCCAGGGCGCGCCAUCGCGCACUGGAGAAAUAGACCUGAGGUGGGGGAGCGAUACGGGGACCGCACAUCCAGCUAAGGACCUGAGUGAUGAUGUGUCAGGUGAGCAGUCUGGAGGGGAGAACGGCAGCACCACCAGUGACAAGGAGCAGGACCAAGUCAGCUCCCCUGAAGAGCCCAAAUCAGGCUCCUGCUACACCCCAGACCCUCCUGAGUCCACGCCACAGCCCGAGGAGAGCCACUACAGCCUGCAGAAGCUCAGCUCCGACCCCCCUGAGCCCAAACUGGACAGCACGAGGUACACGGCCGAGCAGAGUCUGUUAAUCGAGGGACUCUCUGGGUCAGUGUCCCUGCCGUUCAACUUGAGGGCCAACCGGCCCCCGCUGGAGGUGCUCAAGAAGAUCUUCCCAGGCCACAAGCCUGCCGUGCUGGAGCUGAUCCUCAAGGGCUGCGGCGGGGACCUGGUGGGAGCCAUCGAGGUGCUGCUGUCCAGCCGCUCGGCCCUCAAGGCGGACAAGGCCCAGGCCGAGGCCUCCCACGGAGACACCCUGGUGCUCCCGUCCGGCGGGCCUCUCUUCGAGCACGCCCUGGGGCCCUACUCGCUCUCCUCUUCCUCCGCCUCCUCGUCCUCCGCCUCCAAGUGGUCAGUGGGCUCGGCCUUCCGCGUGCCUGACUCGCUGCGCUUCUCGUCCGAGUCGCCGGGGGUGAUAUCAGGCCCACUGGGGAUGCCCCUGCAGCACCCUUUCCCCCAGCCCCCGCGCUACCCCCUGAUGCUGCGCAACUCGCUGACGCGCGGCCAGGCCGGACCCUUCAUGCACAACGACGUGACGCUGUGGAAUACCAUGACACUGCAGCAGCAGUACCAGCUGAGGUCGCAGUACAUCUCGCCCUUCUCCGCCGCAUCCCCUGCCGGCAUGUUCCGCAGCUCUCCGGUCCUCUCCUCCCCCUCCUCCCGGCCCUCGGAGGAACACCGGCUGGCUCUCUCCGAGGACGCCUGCUCGGUCAUCCCCAAACAGACUCUGUACACUGCCGACGAGGACUAUGACGAUCGGUCCGACUCCUCAGACUCUAGGAUCUUGAACUCUUCGACCUAACGCACUGGUUCAGACACAGGUAACGCAAAAGAUUGGACUUGACAACGCCCCCCCACCCCCACUCUCCCUUCACCCCCACCCCCAGUAUGUGCAAAGAAUUUUUUUUUUGCUCUUCUUUGAGAAAAAGAUCCAAAUAAAUAAAUAAAGGCAUUUGUUUAAUCGUAAACUUUCCCCCACAUACAAAAACAAUCAACACUAUGAAAUGAAUAUGAACAAAAAGUGAAUGAUAUGGAUUGUAUUUGUUUGUGAAAAUCUAUAUCUCCCCGGCACUGCAUGUGAAUGGGUCUUCAAAUGUAGAAAUAAUCAAGUCAUUAUGCAUGAGAAGAGUAUGUCUAAUAAAUCCCUCACUCUACCC